AGUCUUUGCACCUAAGUCAGCUGGAAUGUGUAUUUUUGACUGCCAGGCUGGUGCUGGUUACAGAACCAAUCUUGCCACUUGUUCUAGCUGUCCUAAAGGUCAAUACAACAGAAAAGAGGGGCGGAAUUCAAACACUUGUAAAUUAUGUCCAGCUGGUACUACCAAUUACCAGAGUGGAUCAACAUCUUGUGCUUUUAACAUAUCCCCGAUCCCUGACAACCAUAUUAAUUUGAGAUUUGUUGGUAAGGUUGAGGUAGCUAUAAAUGAGUGUACUGAUACUGACAGCAUCAAUGGAAUAACAAACCAAGUUGAACAAACUGCACGAAAAGUGUUCCAAGAUCGGACAAAUGCACUUUACAAUAGCGAACAAAGAUUCUGUCAUGGCGAUAGCUGUGAUAAUCUUGAUGCUUCUCAAAAUCCAACAUGUGAAGUAAUAACUAGACUAAAGAGAGCUAUAACCCACAGACUUACAAUAUCUUUUGUAUUUUACAAUAUCAGGUUUGUAAUUCUGUUUCAGAAAUAUUUGAGAACAUAUCAUUGUUUUUAG
Molecule: messenger RNA, 547 nt
Organism: Ruditapes philippinarum (Manila clam)
Lineage: Eukaryota; Metazoa; Mollusca; Bivalvia; Venerida; Veneridae
Exons: 3
Coding region: 26-547 (173 amino acids)
Source: RefSeq, a predicted model, not a curated record